Molecule: messenger RNA, 296 nt
Organism: Cynoglossus semilaevis (tongue sole)
Lineage: Eukaryota; Metazoa; Chordata; Actinopteri; Pleuronectiformes; Cynoglossidae
Product: bifunctional arginine demethylase and lysyl-hydroxylase JMJD6-like
Exons: 1
Biological process (GO): phagocytosis
Cellular component (GO): nucleus; cytoplasm
Molecular function (GO): P-TEFb complex binding; histone H4R3 demethylase activity
Source: RefSeq, a predicted model, not a curated record
UGUCAGGAAAGUUGGCCCGCCCGAGAUAAAUGGACCCUGGAGCGCCUCAAACGCAAGUACCGCAACCAAAAGUUUAAGUGCGGCGAGGACAAUGACGGCUACUCGGUGAAGAUGAAGAUGAAGUACUAUGUUGAAUACUUGGAGGGCACCAGGGAUGACAGCCCGCUCUACAUUUUUGACAGUAGCUACGGUGAACAUGCUAAACGCCGGAAGCUGCUGGAGGACUACGAGGUUCCUGUCUUCUUCAGAGACGACCUCUUUCAGUUUGCAGGGGAGAAACGCAGACCACCAUACAG